AUGAACAAGAAGUUCUGGAUUGAAAAAGGGACGUGGACAGAUGAAGAAGAUAGAACUCUAGUUGAUUACAUUUGUAAGCAUGGGGAAGUGAACUGGAACACCGUUGAGAAAGAAUCUGGACUCAAUCUCUGCAUGAAAUCAUCGUGUAAGUUAUGCUGGAUAAAUCAUUUAAGACCUGAUUUGAAGAAAGGUCCGAUAACAGCCGCCGAUGAAAUAGAGACGAUUGUUCUUUUUAAUGCCAGUAUUGCAAAUAAAUGGUCACGCAUAGCUGAAGAGGAAACCAGCACUACUCAAGCACCAAAUUUGAACAACACAGUAGAUGAAGCACUUAAUCUGAAUAAAUUCACCCCUGUUGUUGAACCCAAAAGUUACCCAAUUAUUGGUAUAAAAAAUGUAGAUUUCGAGACCCAAGAGGGUUGUUUCGGGACCCCGAAAGGGUGGUUUCGGGACCUGAAAGUAUGGUUUCUGGAACAAAAAUGA
Messenger RNA from Impatiens glandulifera, 480 nucleotides. RefSeq names its product myb-related protein 315-like. The transcript has 2 exons. The coding region runs from base 1 to 480 and encodes 159 amino acids. Lineage: Eukaryota; Viridiplantae; Streptophyta; Magnoliopsida; Ericales; Balsaminaceae. The record is from RefSeq and is a predicted model, not a curated record.